Molecule: messenger RNA, 3270 nt
Organism: Penicillium malachiteum
Lineage: Eukaryota; Fungi; Ascomycota; Eurotiomycetes; Eurotiales; Aspergillaceae
Product: nuclear import receptor PSE1
Exons: 7
Coding region: 1-3270 (1089 amino acids)
Biological process (GO): protein import into nucleus
Cellular component (GO): cytoplasm; nucleus
Molecular function (GO): nuclear import signal receptor activity
Source: RefSeq, a predicted model, not a curated record
AUGUCCCUGCUCCCUCCCGAGGUCCACUCUGCGCUUUCCCAGCUGCUGGCCGCCUUGAGCACUCCAGAUAAUGCGGUUCGCUCUCAGGCUGAGGAACAGUUGAACAAUGAUUGGGUCCAGAAUAGGCCUGAUGUCUUGUUGAUGGGACUUGCUGAACAGCUUGAGGGUUCUAAAGACACAUUAGUGAGUCCCCGCUUUCCUCCCUUGAGAGACAAUACCUUACUGCGAAUUUCAACAAAGACUCGCAAGGACCCCGUGACCGGUGACGCCAAGGAGGUCUUCCUCUGCUUGCCCAACGAACAACGAGUGCUUAUCCGUGAAAAACUUGUGAACUGCCUUACAACCGAGUCUAUCACUGAUGUGCGCAAGAAGAUUGGUGAUGCGGUUGCCGAGGUGGCGCGGCAAUACACCGAUAAUGGCGACCAAUGGCCCGAAUUACUUGGAAUCCUCUUCCAAGCCAGUCAAUCCCCAGAGUCCGCUCUCCGAGAGACGGCUUUCAGAAUCUUCACAACCACACCUGGUAUCAUUGAGAAGCAACACCAAGAUGCUGUCGUGGGCGUUUUUACCAAGGGAUUCAAGGAUGAGAACAUUGCGGUUAGAAUUGCCGCUAUGGAAGCUUUCGCCGCUAUGUUCCGCUCUAUCCCCAAGAAAUCCCAGCCUAAGUUUUUCUCUCUUACGGGAGACCUUCUCAACAUCCUGCCCCCGCUCAAGGAAUCCAGUGAAAGCGAUGAGCUAUCUUCAUCCUUCCUUGCUCUGAUCGAGCUUGCCGAAAUCAGCCCCAAGAUGUUCAAGGGUUCUUUCACAGACCUGGUCAAAUUCAGUAUCAGUGUUAUUGCCGACAAGGAGCUCAGUGAUCAAGUGCGCCAGAACGCCCUGGAGCUUAUGGCCACCUUCGCCGACUAUGCGCCGAACAUGUGUAAGAGGGAACCCAAUUUUGCACAAGAGAUGGUUACGCAAUGUCUGAGUCUGAUGACCGAUGUUGGUGCUGAUGACGAGGAUGCAGAGGAGUGGAAUGCUUCUGAGGAUCUCGAACCUGAGGAGAGCGAUCUCAACCACAUUGCUGGUGAGCAAUGUAUGGACCGUCUGGCCAACAAGCUGGGUGGCCAGGCCAUUCUCCAGCCUGCUUUCUCCUGGAUUCCCCGUAUGAUGUCUUCUACUGCUUGGCGUGAUCGUCACGCUGCUCUCAUGGCCAUUUCCGCUAUUUCCGAGGGCUGUCGGGAUCUUAUGGUUGGUGAGCUUGAUCAAGUCCUUGCUCUUGUUGUGCCUGCUCUGCGCGACGCCCACCCUCGUGUUCGCUAUGCUGGUUGCAAUGCCCUCGGUCAGAUGAGUACCGAUUUUGCCGGAACUAUGCAGGAGAAGUACCACGGCAUUGUCCUCAACAACAUCAUUCCCUCUCACGCUGCUGCUGCCUUGGUCAACUUCUGUGAGGAGGCUGAACGCAGCAUCCUCGAGCCUUACCUUGGAGACCUUCUUAGCCGUCUCUUGGAGCUUCUGCGUAGCGAGAAGCGCUACCUUCAAGAGCAGGCUCUUUCCACCAUUGCUACCAUCGCUGACUCCGCCGAGACCGCUUUCGGACAGUACUAUGAAAACCUCAUGCCGCUGUUGCUCAGCGUUCUUAAGCAGGAGCAGGGUAAGGAGUACCGCUUACUUCGUGCCAAGGCCAUGGAGUGUGCUACCCUGAUUGCUCUGGCUGUUGGUAAGGAGAAGAUGGGCCCAGACGCCCUGAACUUGGUUCAAAUUCUGGGCCACAUUCAACAGAACAUCGUCGAUGCCGAUGAUCCUCAGUCACAAUACCUGCUUCACUGCUGGGGCCGUAUGUGCCGUGUGCUUAACCGCGACUUCGUCCCAUACCUUCCAGGUGUGAUGCCACCUUUGCUGACUGUGGCUGCCGCCAAGGCUGAUAUCCAGCUGCUCGAUGACGAGGAUCAGAUUGAGCAGGUGGAACAGGAUGAGGGCUGGGAGUUGGUGCCUCUCAAGGGCAAGGUCAUCGGUAUCAAGACCAGCGCUCUAGAGGACAAGAACACUGCCAUUGAGUUGAUCACCAUUUACGCCCAGAUCUUGGAGGAAGCCUUUGAGCCUUAUGUCCUGGAGACAAUGGAGAAGAUCGCCGUCCCCGGCCUUGCAUUCUUCUUCCACGACCCCGUUCGUGUCUCAGCUGCUAAGUUGAUUCCCCAACUGCUGAACUCUUACAAGAAGGCUCAUGGCCAGCAAACCCCCGGCUUCCUUGAGAUGUGGAACAAGGUUGCUGAGAAGAUCAUUGAGGUUCUGAGCGCCGAGCCCACCGUUGAUACUCUUGCAGAGAUGUACCAAUGCUUCUAUGAGUCUGUGGAGGUCGUUGGUCGCAACAGCCUGACCCCUCAACACAUGCAAGCAUUCAUCGACUCUGCGAAGUCUACUCUGGAAGACUAUCAGAUGCGUGUGAAGCAACGUUUGGAGGAGCAGGCUGAACUGGAGGACGGAGAUGAGGAGAACCUGGAUUACGAGUACGCUGUUGAGGAUGACCAGAACCUGCUCAGCGAUAUGAACAAGGCAUUCCACACCAUCUUCAAGGCCCAAGGCACUACCUUCCUGCCUGCCUGGCAACAGCUGAUCCAGUUCUACGACAAUUUCAUCACCAGCCAGGAUCCCACACAGCGCCAAUGGGCCCUCUGCAUCAUGGAUGAUGUUCUGGAGUUCUGUGGUGAGGAAUCUUGGACUUACAAGGACCACAUCAUGCAGCCUCUCGCCGCGGGUCUUCAGGAUGAGAAUGCCGCUAACCGCCAAGCGGCUGCUUAUGGUGUCGGUGUGGCCGCUCAGAAGGGUGGUAUUGCUUGGAGCGACUUUGUGGCUGCCAGCAUCCCAAGCCUUUUCCAGGUGACACAGCACCCACAGAACCGCACUGAGGAGCAUGUCUUUGCUACCGAGAACGCCUCGGCCAGUAUCGCCAAGAUUCUUCACUACAACCCAUCCAAGGUGCAAGCCGCCGACGACAUUCUGACCAACUGGAUUGAUACUCUGCCCAUUACCUUUGAUGAGGAGGCUGCACCCUACGCUUAUUCUUUCAUUGCACAGUUAAUUGACCAACAAAAUCCUAUCGUCUUUGCCAAGGCAGACCGUGUCUUUGGAUUCAUCGUGCAGGCCCUUGAAGCUGCUACCCUGCAAGGCCAAACCGCCACUCGUGUGGCACAGUCUGCCAAGUCAUUGGUGGCUGCUACAGGGCUGAACGCUGAGUCGAUCCUGGCCGGUGUCAGCCCUGAUAGCCAGGAGCGUGUGCGCAAAUUUUUCGCGUAA